ACAUACCUCCCGAUUCCACGCUUGCUCUCUUUGCGCUUCUUCCCCUGCUCGCUUCUUGCAGCCAGCUGACUGCAAACAUCGCCAGCCGGAGGAGGAGGAGGCGUGGCGAAGAUCUGGCCUGCCAGCCAAUCCGGGCCGCUCGUUUCCCCUCGACGUCACCAUCCCUCGAACCUGCAGCAGCAACAAUAACAAUAACAGACGGGAUCUCUCCCUCCCUGGGGUCGAUCAGCUGGGUGUGCGCGGCUGGCUCCCGAAACAGGCAGCAGCUGCUACUGUCAGCGGCGUCAGCGGGAAGAGAGCAGCCGAGAGAGAGAGACUCCAAAAUAGACGCGCUUCUUUCCUAGGAGCCAUGUCGUCGAGCGAGGGGCUGGGGGUGCAAGAAGAGAACUUGCAGGGUUCCUGGGUGGAGCUGCACUUUUCUAGCAACGGGAAUGGUAAUGGUGCCCAGCCAACAAGCCAGGAGCAAGGCCCAGCCUCAAUUUCUAUUCACAAUGGCGACAUGGAGAAAAUCCUUCUAGAUGCCCAGCAUGAGUCUGGAAGAAGCAGCUCACGAGAGAGCUCCCAUUGUGACAGUCCUCCUCGAUCCCAGACGCCUCAGGACAUUCACAGAGCUUCUGAAGUCGAGAGCCGUGGCAGCGGAGAAAAGAAUAGCUCUCAGUCUGAGGAAGAUUUUCAGGAAAGAAGGAAAGAAGUUGAACAGCUUUUGAAGAGAAAUUCUGACUGGAUGUGGGACUGGUCCAGCAGGCCUGAAAACAUUCCACCCAAGGAAUUUCUGUUUAAACACCCCAAGCGCACUGCUACCCUCAGCAUGAGAAACACAAGCGUGAUGAAGAAAGGAGGCAUCUUCUCUGCGGAAUUUUUGAAGGUUUUUCUGCCAUCUCUGUUGCUUUCUCAUCUGCUUGCCAUUGGAUUAGGGAUUUAUAUUGGAAGACGGUUGACAAGUACAGCUUACAGCAGCAGUUCGUUGUAAGAUGGGAACAAAUCUUCAUCUCCUACAAAAACCACGACUACAUUCAUCCUGACAUGCAAAAUGGUGAAAGAAAAGCAACUCCUGUGCGUGCAGAAGUGACACAGCUAUGUAUGUUUUGGUCCCUAAAUGUUGUGUGCUCUUGGGGCUUUUCUAAUUGUAGAGGGAAAGAUUGAAAACCAACACCCAACAACUCCUUUGUAAGCUAGCCUCUUGUUGCUCAAGUCAUCAAAGCAUAUUUUUGACAGAGGUCUUUAACUGAACUGUAUGUUUGUGAACAAAAUGUCUAUAUUGAACAUUAUGUAGCAAGGGAUUAAACGGUUUGUCUUGUUUCACUUUUGUAAAAAUGAAAUUGGUUUGGAUUGUUGUUGGUACGACUUGAUUGCAUAGCAGAGUAUUUGGUCAAGAGCAUUAUGGCCUUACAUUUCUAAAGGCUGGAGUAAACAAUGGUUUCAAAUACAAAACUCCAGUUGUUUGUGAUUUUACCAGUUAAAUAAGUUUUGAAUAUCAUUGCAGCCUUAUUGAAAACCAGCAAGGAAUGUUGUUUUUGCAGGAACUUCUUGUGAGUUAAAUAGAUGCUUGUGUAUGGUACUACAAUAUUUACAAUGAUCAACCAAUGCAUUUUGGUAGUCAAGCACUUCCAAAGAUGAGUAUAUUUUCCAAUACUCUGUUGAUACUGCCUAGAAUAGCAUUAGCCUAUUUUCUUGCUGCAUCACUGUUAAGCUUAGGGUUUACUAAUAUCCCUAGAUCCUUUUCACAUGCAAGCCAGAUGUUCCCCAUCUUAUAUUUGUGCAGCUGGCUAUUCUUACAUUUGUCCUUAUUGAAAUUAAUUUUGUUUGUUUGGGCCCAUUUCUCCGAUCUGUUAAGGUCAUCUUGAAUCCCAAUUCUGUUCUCUGCAGCAUUGACAACUCCCAGUUUGGUGUCAUUCUCUUGUGUAAGUAGUCUAAAAUACCUUGAUAAAAUGAAUGAGGUGAGCCAUUGGUGUGCCUUUGUUUCACCAGUCACCAAAUUGCUUCAUAUGGAAAGAUGACUCUAAGCCAUUUUACUAUUAAUAGCUGGGUAUUCUAACUGAUAUUUGCUUUAUUGCUUGCAAGGAAUGCGCCCAUCAGUGGAAAAAGCAGCCACACAAGUUCAAAAGCAUAUAGACGUGUGAAGCUCUCUCUUGCUAGAGUGAAUAUACAAAACUGCGUCCUUAGGAACGCCAUAAAUUUUCUUUCUGUGUCUGAACGCAUGGCUUAAAGUACAUCCAUCGAUUUUGUUCAGUUACCCAUUUGGACUUCUUAUAGUAAUUUAUACAUUUGAAUCGGGAUGAAUGGAAUAUUUGCAAAUAAAAAAUCAGGGGUGGAGUUAAUACAUGGUAGGGGGACAAUGCUGUUCAUUUCUGGGCUUUAGUAAAGUCAUUAAAGACCAUUACUUUCCUGUUUUGCAAAUCUGAGUAGAUAAGGCACAUUAAAGAAGAAAUCCACCAACUUUUUAAACUGGACGUUGUACGUAAAAUGAAGUGGUUUCUUUGUUUUGAUUUAGCAAAAGGAGAUAGGCAGUAAAGGGAUUCUUGAUUGAAGCUGCCUGUUGCCAUUGUGCAGUUAACCCGUUUAUGUACUGCAUACGAACCUCAUUCAUUUAGUGGGAGUUUGUGCAACUAUCGUGCUAGAAUAGUACUGUUUUGGCUUUCACAUCAUGAAUGGAAAACAUCUGGAACUUCAUCUUCUGGCAACUCACAAAGUCGAAAAGCUGUGAAAUACUCCACUGAAUGUAUAUUACAAGUUUAUUGCUACUACUGUAUACAAAAACAAUAAAGCAAGUAAAUAUUUCA
Messenger RNA from Zootoca vivipara (common lizard), 2780 nucleotides. RefSeq names its product BCL2 interacting protein 3 (gene BNIP3). Gene Ontology annotation, biological process: positive regulation of apoptotic process; mitochondrial outer membrane permeabilization. Gene Ontology annotation, cellular component: mitochondrial outer membrane; mitochondrial envelope; nucleus. The record is from RefSeq and is a predicted model, not a curated record. NCBI's taxonomy places the organism in Eukaryota, Metazoa, Chordata, Lepidosauria, Squamata, Lacertidae.